AAUCUCCCCCCCCCCCAGCAAUUUGACUAUGAGAGUGACAACCUCUACAUAUCCGAAGGUGAUAGACAAGAACAGCUUACUCGCAAUUAGCUGUCCUCACUUGACCUUGCACAAAUAUGCACCACGAGGUCGACGAGGACUUCCAAAGAGAUUGCGGGAAAUUUGGCAGAAUCAACACCGUCAAGGCGACCGCGGGUGGGAACGGAGCUGGCGACCGUCGUCAUGCGGGCUGCGCAAUAGAGCCACCUGCGCCACACAGACUGGCCGCUGCGGUUGCAAUCCAGGCAGGAUCGCCCGGCCAAGGCGAACCGCACCAAGGAAACAUCACCCUAUCUUUAAGAAAAUUUGUCACCACGACCGAACUGCACACCGACCUGGAAUGGAGGGAGGGAUACGGGUACGACUUACGCGUCACGGCUGGCCAUCCAGACCACCCGAACGCCAGGCUUGACUUCCGCGGGACCAGCCUCAACCGCAAAUUGGACUGCUUGCAUGUGACCAGUUUCGUGAAGGAAACCAACCCCACUCAAAUGCUUCUAAAAAUUAAUGACAUCUGUGAUAAUUAGGCAAGUCUAAAAUACUUUAAAUUUUCAAAAUAUGACCAAUUUCAUCAUUCCCCAAAGGAGGGGCUAUCACAUCUUUAACAAUUUUAAUUCGACAUUAUAA
Molecule: messenger RNA, 666 nt
Organism: Folsomia candida
Lineage: Eukaryota; Metazoa; Arthropoda; Collembola; Entomobryomorpha; Isotomidae
Exons: 2
Coding region: 117-566 (149 amino acids)
Source: RefSeq, a predicted model, not a curated record